AUCUUCGCCAGUGUGAGUUGCGUGACACCCUGUGGAAGUUUUCAUUUGCUCUUGUGCUGUUCGAGAAGACACCCGAGUUGGUCGAAGCGUGGCAGCGAUGUGCGGCGUCGUGGACAGCGAGGGAGCUCUUUGAUCAUCACUUCGUGCGAGGCAUUCUUCUGGAACUUGAAGGCCAACCCAAGGCAGACGAUGACGAUGAGAGGGCCGUCUUCACGGAAAAGGACUUAGAGCAGGUGGACGAGUGGCAAGGGUAUGACGAUGCUCAACUCGACAAG
Messenger RNA from Perkinsus marinus ATCC 50983, 275 nucleotides. RefSeq lists its product as hypothetical. The record is from RefSeq and is a predicted model, not a curated record. The transcript has a single exon. Lineage: Eukaryota; Perkinsozoa; Perkinsida; Perkinsidae. The annotation marks the transcript as partial.